This is a messenger RNA of Callithrix jacchus (white-tufted-ear marmoset), 7965 nucleotides long. It is a transcript of the gene U2SURP, whose product is annotated as U2 snRNP associated SURP domain containing. Lineage: Eukaryota; Metazoa; Chordata; Mammalia; Primates; Cebidae. Gene Ontology annotation, biological process: RNA processing. Gene Ontology annotation, molecular function: RNA binding. Gene Ontology annotation, cellular component: nucleus. The record is from RefSeq and is a predicted model, not a curated record.
ACUAUUCAGCCUUGCAUACGCCUCUGGCGGGCUUAGCUGAGAUCCGCUCUUUCGGUGCUCGACUCGCCCGUGCUGCUGCCGCCGCCGAAGGAGGGGCAAAGCUCAAGAUGGCGGACAAAACGCCAGGCGGCUCUCAGAAGGCCAGUUCAAAGACGAGAUCAUCAGAUGUUCAUUCAUCUGGAUCUUCAGAUGCACAUAUGGAUGCAUCUGGACCCUCAGAUAGUGAUAUGCCAAGUCGGACACGACCUAAGAGCCCAAGAAAACAUAAUUAUAGGAAUGAAAGUGCCCGUGAAAGCCUUUGUGAGUCUCCUCACCAGAAUCUCUCAAGACCGCUUCUGGAAAACAAACUUAAAGCAUUCAGUAUUGGAAAAAUGAGUACAGCUAAGCGAACUUUAAGUAAAAAGGAACAGGAAGAAUUAAAGAAAAAGGAGGAUGAAAAGGCAGCUGCUGAGAUUUAUGAGGAAUUUCUUGCUGCCUUUGAAGGAAGUGAUGGUAAUAAGGUGAAAACAUUUGUGCGAGGGGGUGUCGUUAAUGCAGCUAAAGAAGAACAUGAAACAGAUGAAAAAAGAGGUAAAAUCUAUAAGCCAUCUUCAAGAUUUGCAGAUCAAAAAAAUCCUCCAAAUCAGUCUUCCAACGAAAGACCACCAUCUCUUCUUGUGAUAGAAACCAAAAAACCUCCACUUAAAAAAGGAGAGAAAGAAAAGAAAAAAAGCAAUUUGGAACUCUUCAAAGAAGAAUUAAAGCAAAUUCAAGAAGAGCGUGAUGAGAGACAUAAAACAAAAGGCAGAUUAAGUCGAUUUGAACCUCCUCAAUCAGAUUCUGAUGGUCAGCGUCGUUCUAUGGACGCACCUUCAAGGAGAAAUAGAUCAUCUGGUGUUCUUGAUGAUUACGCACCUGGCUCACAUGAUGUAGGAGAUCCAAGCACUACUAAUUUAUACCUUGGAAACAUUAAUCCGCAGAUGAAUGAAGAAAUGCUGUGCCAAGAAUUUGGAAGAUUCGGACCGUUAGCCAGUGUGAAAAUUAUGUGGCCUAGAACUGAUGAAGAAAGAGCCAGAGAGAGAAAUUGUGGCUUUGUGGCCUUUAUGAAUAGAAGAGAUGCUGAAAGAGCUUUAAAAAAUUUGAAUGGAAAAAUGAUUAUGUCUUUUGAAAUGAAGUUAGGUUGGGGUAAAGCUGUACCUAUUCCUCCACAUCCAAUAUACAUUCCGCCUUCUAUGAUGGAACAUACGCUUCCCCCGCCUCCAUCCGGACUGCCUUUUAAUGCGCAGCCUAGAGAGCGGUUAAAAAACCCUAAUGCUCCUAUGUUACCACCACCUAAAAACAAAGAGGAUUUUGAGAAGACUCUGUCGCAAGCCAUAGUCAAAGUGGUUAUCCCAACAGAAAGGAAUUUGCUCGCCCUGAUACAUCGAAUGAUAGAGUUUGUUGUACGUGAAGGGCCAAUGUUUGAAGCUAUGAUUAUGAACAGAGAAAUCAACAAUCCUAUGUUCAGGUUCUUAUUUGAAAACCAGACACCAGCCCAUGUUUACUAUAGGUGGAAGCUUUAUUCUAUCCUGCAGGGAGAUUCUCCAACUAAAUGGCGGACGGAAGAUUUUCGUAUGUUCAAAAAUGGAUCUUUUUGGAGGCCACCACCAUUAAAUCCAUACUUGCAUGGAAUGUCAGAAGAGCAAGAAACAGAAGCUUUUGUAGAGGAACCUAGUAAAAAGGGAGCCCUUAAGGAAGAACAGAGGGAUAAAUUGGAAGAAAUCUUGCGGGGAUUAACUCCAAGGAAAAAUGAUAUUGGAGAUGCAAUGGUUUUCUGUCUUAAUAAUGCUGAAGCUGCUGAAGAAAUAGUGGAUUGCAUUACUGAGUCAUUGUCCAUCUUAAAGACACCCCUUCCUAAAAAGAUUGCCAGAUUAUAUUUGGUUUCUGAUGUUUUGUACAACUCUUCAGCCAAAGUUGCUAAUGCUUCAUAUUAUAGAAAAUUUUUUGAAACAAAGUUAUGUCAGAUAUUUUCAGACCUCAAUGCCACCUAUCGUACAAUUCAAGGUCAUUUACAAUCUGAAAACUUUAAGCAACGGGUAAUGACUUGCUUCAGAGCAUGGGAAGAUUGGGCAAUUUAUCCAGAACCAUUUUUGAUCAAACUACAAAAUAUUUUCUUAGGACUUGUAAAUAUUAUUGAAGAAAAGGAAACAGAGGAUGUACCAGAUGACCUUGAUGGUGCCCCCAUCGAGGAAGAGCUUGAUGGUGCACCUCUGGAAGAUGUAGAUGGAAUUCCUAUUGAUGCUACUCCCAUUGAUGAUCUUGAUGGAGUCCCUAUAAAAAGUCUUGAUGAUGAUCUUGAUGGAGUGCCUUUGGAUGCAACCGAAGACUCAAAGAAGAAUGAGCCUAUAUUCAAAGUUGCCCCAUCAAAAUGGGAAGCUGUGGAUGAAUCUGAAUUGGAAGCACAGGCUGUUACAACUUCUAAAUGGGAAUUAUUUGACCAGCAUGAAGAAUCAGAAGAAGAAGAAAAUCAAAAUCAAGAAGAAGAAAGUGAAGAUGAAGAAGAUACUCAAAGUUCUAAAUCUGAAGAACAUCAUUUGUACUCUAAUCCAAUCAAAGAAGAAAUAACUGAAUCCAAGUUCUCUAAGUACUCUGAAAUGAGUGAGGAGAAACGAGCCAAACUUCGUGAAAUUGAGCUCAAAGUUAUGAAGUUUCAGGAUGAACUGGAAUCUGGAAAAAGACCUAAAAAACCAGGCCAGAGUUUUCAGGAGCAAGUAGAACACUACAGAGACAAACUUCUUCAACGAGAGAAAGAGAAAGAGUUAGAAAGAGAACGAGAAAGAGACAAGAAAGAUAAGGAAAAAUUGGAAUCUCGCUCCAAAGACAAGAAAGAAAAAGAUGAGUGUACUCCAACAAGGAAGGAAAGAUCACCAUCUGGUUCAAGGACACCUAAAAGGUCUAGGCGGUCACGAUCUAGAUCCCCUAAAAAAUCAGGGAAGAAGUCCAGAUCCCAGUCCAGAUCUCCACACAGGUCUCAUAAAAAGUCAAAGAAAAACAAACACUGACGUAGAUUUUUAAGAUGCUGUCACUUAUUGGAAAUGCCAUUUGUUUUGUGCCUGAAUGGUCUGUUUUUUAAAAAAACAAAAACAAAAAAUCAAAUGAAAGAGCAUUCCUGGGGUUUUUUGUUUGUUUGUUUGUGAAUGCAUGUGUAAACUCAUGAGUAACUGCAGCUGUAGAUCUGUCAUUGUUUUAUAUUGUGUAAUUACUUUCAUUGUGGCUAUUUCUCAAGGUGAAAUUUUAUUGUGCUAAUGAAUUUCAUCAGAAAUGUGUAUAAUGGAUCUGCUGGCAGUAGUAGUGUUUUGUUUUAGGAUGUUGUGACUUAGCAAAAAUAAUACAGAUGUCUUCCCCCCUUUUGUAGCUUUGACAAUUUGAAUUAGAUUUCAAAUAAAAUCUGAACAGAAAACUAUAAUGUUGUUUUUUUGCCCCACUGGUGAUACUAAGUCCCUUAAGUCCUACUGAGUUUCACACUACUGUUGUGUUUCAUAUACCUGAUGCACUUUAUAAGCUCCAGUGUUCAAGUAGCUUAAGUUUUAUAUUUACAAAGAUGACUAACCAAAUUAAGGGACCUGAAACUCCUAUUUGAUGGUUUGCUAACCAUUUUCUUUGAUAAGUUUCUCUUGGGUAAUACUAAUACCCAGAUAUCAAAGACUAGGUAGAUAUGGCAUGGUGUUUUGUUAGUGGGAUGCCUGGAUAAAACAUUUUUUCACAGAAGCAAUAUGUAUUCCAUACAUCCAACCCAUGUUGUGAGUAACUACUUACUUUUAGGGGAAAAUUAAAUAUCUUCUUCAUUUCCUCUUCUAUCAUGAAAGAAGUUUAUUUGUAAAAGAAAUUUUCUAACAAGGUUUGGCCAUAGAAUUCUCUUGUAUGAUAGUUGACUUUUUAUAAUCUUCUGUAAGCUGUCUUUCAAACACCGGCAUCAAAACAUUUUUUUUACAAGUUUCUGUUUAAACAGCUUAGUUGGUUUCCUCCCCACUCCCAAAGAGACUUGGGUUUAGUUAUAGCUUUAAGUAAAAUUUAAAAAUAAAAUGUUUUCAGGAAACUUAGUAUCUAAUGGUUUGUAAAUUCAAGGUGCAAAAGUUGAUUUAAACCAUUUGCAGAGUUGAACUCUAUUAUGAAAAUAAAUUUGCUAAGGUAGGAGGAAGAAAUAAAACUUGUGUAAUGUUGGUGGUCGUAAUAUUGCUACAAUUAUAAUAAAGGGUUAUGUAGAAUUGAACUGACACUAUUAUUUGUGAAUCUUGAUUUCAGUUUUUUAUGUAGGUACUUUAUACAGUGAUUUGGGGGUUUUUUCCCUCCCUAAAAGAGACGGUGGAAAAUAUUCUAACAAUGGAUCAUUUUGAUUUAGUUUGCUUUUUAAUAAAAUCUUUCAACUUGUUUUACUUAAUCUUGCCUAGUCACAAAUUAAGAUGCUGUAUCCAUGAUUUGGAGAGUAGCUAUCUUAGCUGAGCAGUGAGAUAUACUAUUUCCAAACUGCACACCUAUAAUAGCUUUGGAAAUGAGCCAGUCACUGUUUUACUUAAUGGUUCUUAUCAGCAUGCAAAUAUUGCUUGAAAGUUAUUUCCUUAUCAUUCACUGUUUGGUUAGUCCAUUUUGUUAGGAAACAUUAAUUCCUAAGAUUCAUUCAGAAUAAUGAAAAGUGAACAUUUGGUGCUGAUACUCAACCUAUAAAUGUAGCCAUUUAAAAAGUAACAUUUUUUUCUCCCCUGUUCAUUGCUUGGGAGAAUGGAAUUUUAUAACUACCUUACUUUGCAAAAAUAAUGGUAAUGUUGAAUUGGUGGUGAUUUUGGCAUUCCAUCUUACACUGGUGUCUAGUAUAGGCUUAGAAAUAAUUGGUCAGGUAAUUUUUCCAGUCAAGUUGCAAGAGGUGCUUAUUUCUCUCUUUUUCAAAAAAAGACAUCCUGGAGAAGCAGGAUUGAGUAAAAAAGUUUAGGUCAGUUUUGGGUGCUUAUUUGUAAUAUUUUUCCUACUGCAGUGGAGUUUAGCAGUUCUUUUUAUCUGGAUUCAGAUAUGUAUCAUAGUUUAUCUUACAGUGGGUGAAACUGACAUUGUUUUGUGAGGAUUUCUUAGGCCUGAUAGAAUAUAUAUUCUGUGAAGUUUGUUCAUGUGUAAGUACUAGAUUAUAUUGGAUUUUUUUUCUUGAAUUGCAAAUGGUAUUAUUAGAUAGGUUAUUUCCAGUUUUACUUCAUGAGAAAAUAUCUAGAGUAAACCUACUUAAUAACCUUAUGGAUUCUAUGAAAAUUUAAUGGGAUCAGAAAUUGGUGACUGAUAAGGGGGAAGAUAUUCUACCACGUUUUUACAGUUGUUCAUUAUUCAUGUUUCUUGUCUAAAGAACACUCAAGUUACAGAGCAAAAUUUUUAUAGGUUGAUUAGAAUGUUCAUAAGCAUGGUCUUCCAGUUAUAGGAAAGACCAUGUUCCAUCUAUAGACACCUACUGUCCUCUACCACAGCUACAUGCCAGAGUGGUAUCCAUGGUUCUUAUAAAGGGCAUGACUUAGGCUCUUCACCCUCCAACUUAAUGUUUAUACACAGGGAUUGUUUACUAGGUUAAUGACUUUUAACUCCCUUCUUUUCUAUAGGUGAGAGAAAAUGAGUGUUGGUCUGUUUCUUACCAAAGAGAGAGAGACCUGUGAUGGAAAAUGAUCAUGUCUGUGAAUUUUGUCUUUGAUAUUGUAGUUCCUUAUUACAGAUAGUAAGCAUAUAGGAAUUUCUGAGCUAUAACAUGUUUAGAAGUUAGAAAUUACAGAAUGAACACAGGAAAAAGCGCUGACUCAAAGGAUGCUCUUGUUUGGCUCGGAAUGUUUUUGGCUUUUCUGCUAAAGGUGGCAGAAAUUACACAGACCCGAUUUUUCUUCUUUUUUGAGACGGAGUCUCCCUCUGCUGCUCAGGCUGGAGUGCAGUGGCACGAUCUUGUCUCACUGCAACCUCUGCCUCCUGAGUUCAAGCGAUUCUCCUGCCUCAGCCUCCUGAAUAGCUGGGACUACAGGUACCUGCCACAAUGCCCGGCCAAUUUUUUGUAUUUUUAGUAGAGAUGGGGUUUCACUGUGUUAGCCAAGGAUGGUCUUGAUCUCCUGACCAUGUGAUCUGCCUGCCUUGGCCUCCCAAAGUGCUGGGAUUAUAGACAUAAGCUACAGCUCCUCGCCUUGAUUUUUUUUGACUACAGACCUUUCUUGUGGGCUUACCCUGAGACUUUUAUCCCAAUUACUGAAUCUUGGAGAGAAUACUUGCUUAUUUAUGACUUACGUAUUUCCCCCCCAAAUUUUAAUAUUCUUGAGCACGUGAAAAUACUUUUGAGAAAUUUUGACCAUGAUUAAAUUUAGGUUUAUUAGAAAUAUUCUGUACAUAUUUGCCUCCAUGGUGGCAUAAGUUCUGAAGAAUUAUAUGACCAUGAUAAUAGUUUAUCAUCAUUAUUAUCAUUCAUAAUAAGGGUAAAUCUCUGUAUUGCCAAAGAGACUUAAACUGUUCUGAUGACCACACAGUGUGAUUUCUUUAGCAGAGAAGGUUGGUUUUAAAAAUAAAUAAUGCCACUUUUCUAAGACUGUACAGUUUAAAAAUAGGGUUUUUUUUUUUUUGUUUAUUGUUUUCCUCUUCUAUUGUUUUAGUGAAAAGCCUAAUCACAGGAAAUUGUGCAGAUACUAGUGAAGAUACUAGUAUAAGUUUAAAGAACACGUGACUAUACAAAUCUCACAUUUACAAAGUGCUUGGUCUCUUCAUAUUUCACACGCAUGCUUUAGAAUAGAUUUUAAGGAGUGUUUAAUUCAUUAUCCUUUUGACUUUUAAAAUUUUUGUUAUCAACUUCCUAGGACUUACAAUAUACAAAUAAGUACAAAUCCCAGGGGAAGUGUUGUGAUGAUAGACUAAAAGGUGGGAAUGUGCUGCUGUUCCGUGAGCCUUGUUCAUUGUUGAAAAUUUGAUGCCUCACUGUUUAUUCAGUACCACCUCAUGGAGCUUCAAUGUAAAUGGAUUAUAUGUAUAAUUGGUAAUUUGUAUAGUUUUGUAGAUUAAAUGCAGUCAUCAUGUCACAUGUAAUUGUGCUUGGAGUAUUUGUGUUUUAUUCUUUUACUUCAGCGGGUUCUUGUCUGUUACAUCUCUGGUGAUUUGAAAUAUCAGGAAAGAGUUUGUCAGAAGUUAGAAUAAUAUAGUUGAAAUUAGCUUGGCUAAAAUAUUCUACAGUAAGACAAUUUCUUUUGGGUGAACUGAUUCUUAUAAUUUAGUUACUUUUGAUGUAAGGAUUAGGUUUUGUUGAGCUGCUUUCCAGAUCAGACUGUCACUUUAUAGUUUUUCUACAUAAAGAUUAUAUAGUUGCAAACAAAGCUUGUGAAAUUUCCCCUUUGUUGCUUCUUUUGGUUACUUUAAUAAAAGUACAUUGUUUUCAUAGCAAACUUAGACUGUUCAUGUAAUUUUCUCCGUAUUGUUUUUUCGAAUGCAAGCUCAGUAAAUGUCUAGUUUUUCAGCAUCUUUCUCUCAGAUGAAAUAAGUGAUGUGACAUGUUUAUCAGUUAUGGCUAAAAUGUUAAAAUGUUAUUACAUCUUACAUGUUUAAACUAUAAUCAAAUAUUUUCAGGCUAGAUUGUUCUCUUGGUUAGGAAAUUUCAUUUCGUUAUUGGUUCCUUUUUUAAAAAGUUACUCUUUAUUGCAUUGAGAAAAAUUGUAAACAUUCUACAGAAGUAAAAUAGUACAGUGAACAUUACAUACCAUCAACCUGCAGAUAACUUAGAUGUAUCUCUAAAUAUUUUGUUUUUAAAACAUACCUGUAGUGUCAUUGUCAUAUUAACAAAUCAUUGGUUCUUUUUUAAAAAGACAAUUAUUUUAAUUGUGAUAAAAUGCUCAUAACAAAAUUUGCCUCUUAACAAAGUGGUGUUAAGUAUACUCAUAUGAUUAUGCAGCCAAUUUCCAGAACUUUUUUGUCUUGCAAAAUUGAAACUCUGUACCCAUUAAACAACUCAUUUCCCUCUUC